Molecule: messenger RNA, 1894 nt
Organism: Colossoma macropomum (tambaqui)
Lineage: Eukaryota; Metazoa; Chordata; Actinopteri; Characiformes; Serrasalmidae
Gene: ccnh
Product: cyclin H
Exons: 10
Coding region: 187-1218 (343 amino acids)
Biological process (GO): regulation of transcription by RNA polymerase II; regulation of cyclin-dependent protein serine/threonine kinase activity; DNA-templated transcription
Cellular component (GO): nucleus; transcription factor TFIIK complex
Molecular function (GO): cyclin-dependent protein serine/threonine kinase regulator activity
Source: RefSeq, a predicted model, not a curated record
CCAAAACAGCAGACUACCAUAUUAAACUACCAUGUUCUUUCGGUGACAAAAUGACAAAACAUCCGCCGACGAAGGAGAAGUUAACUGGGUGUUCUGGUUUUAGUUCGAGCUUUGUUGAGCUCGGAUCUGAUGAGCUCCCACGUUCUGGUAGGAAAGUCAGCCUGCGGACACUAAGCAUCUCCAGCCAUGUAUCACAACAGCUCCCAGAAGAAAUACUGGACUUUUGAAAAUGAGGCAGCCUUGGAAGAAUUGCGACAAGAGGCUAACCAGAAGUUUCGCUCAAAAGCCCUCAGUCUCAGAAAGCCCGGAAUAAAUGAUUCCAUAUUUCUUGAUCCCCAUGAAGAGAAAGUGCUUUUCAAGCAUUAUGAGAAGAGAUUGCUGGACUUCUGCUCAAUAUUCAAACCUGCGAUGCCCAAAUCUGUGGUGGGUACAGCCUGCAUGUAUUUCAGAAGAUUUUAUUUAAACAACUCUUUAAUGGAGUACCACCCAAGGACAAUUUUGCUGACCUGUGCAUACCUGUCCUGCAAGGUGGAUGAGUUUAAUGUUUCCAGCACUCAGUUUGUGGGGAAUCUUCAGGAGAAUCCAGCAGCUCAGGAGAGGGCGCUGGAACAGAUCCUGGAAUACGAGCUGCUCCUCAUUCAGCAGCUCAACUUUCACCUGGUGGUGCACAACCCCUAUCGGCCCAUGGAAGGAUUCCUCAUAGACCUGAAGACGAGAUAUCCACUGUUGGAAAACCCAGAAGUGCUGAGGAAGAACGCAGAUGAUUUCCUCAACAGAGCCGCAAUGACGGAUGCUGGGCUUCUUUUCUCACCCUCGCAGAUUGCCCUGACCGCUGUGCUGAACAGUGCAGCUCGUGCUGGCCUCAACAUGGAAACAUACCUUACUGAGUGCAUGGGGCUAAAGGAUAACAAGGAGACCCUCUCAAAGAUGUAUGAUGCCAUGAGGCGAAUAACAAUUCUCAUUAAGGAAUAUGAGCUUCCCAGAACAGACGAAGUGAACAUCUACAAACAGAAACUGGAGAGGAUUCAUGCUGAAUGCGCCCCAAACACAAAUUUGAAAAGAAAGCAUGGCUAUGAAGAUGAUGACCAUGUUGUGAAAAAGCCCCUUGUUACUGAGGAGGUAAGUCAUGACUUCUGGACCUCCCUCAGUUCCCUUGGAACAAUCUUCAUCUGUCAUAUGGUGUCUAAUGAAAGCUUAUCAUCUGUAGGAGUGGACUGAUGAAGACCUGGAUGUUUUGUGACGAGAAUACCUUGUCUUCUCAGGAAAAAGCUUUAUUUUAUGAAGACACAUUCCUGAGUUUGACAGUUUUACACAGCUACUUAAUCCACGAGUGAAGGGUAAAGCCAGCCUUUCUGAUUUUGCCACUUAGUCCUACAGACACAUUGUGUGGAGUUUUUUUUUGUGUUUUGUAAAUACCUAGACAAUAUUUGUUGUCUUGUUAUGCUGAUUUAUUUACUUUACUGAAAAUAAAAUUUUUGUACUUAGUUUCAUAUGAAAUGUUCUUUAAAAUGGUUCACAAGAAACAUAGUUAGUUACAAGAAUGUAGAAAUGCUUGGACAUUAGAAGACAAGAAAGACUUUAAUUUCUCAGAAAUUACACUUCCUUUACACUUUACGCCCAAUCUGAGAAAGAAGUCAGUCAGUACUUUAUAAAAUGUUUAAUAAGUGCAUGCAUUCCUGAUACAGUCUGUACUAUAAUAAUUUUUACUGCUGUAAACAUUUUAUUUAUUCUUCCCCUGAGAACAAGUCUGGCUUUUCAGUUAAUCUCAGGGAAGACUGAACCAAUCAAAAAUAUUGCAGGGAAUGGGGGGAGUGGAUUUACUCAAAUUAUAUACUCAUGAUUCCAGCAAGAGAAUUUAUUGUUCUGAUAUAAAAUAAUCAUACUCUCUUUAAAA